UGUCGCCUUGUUUGUUUUUCUUUGUCGCCUUAGGCUACAUUGCAUUAACCUGCAAAUAUUCAAUAAUAGCUAACUGCAGGGAGGUUUUGUGUGUGUGCAGUAGCCGUUCAUGUGUUCUUCACAUCAACAAACUCAGCUUACAGUGCUCAAGAAAAACGCACACAGCUCUUCAUUUAUUUGUCUCGUCCAAGCGAGAAGAGUCGCUCCGCCCCUGGUGUUUUACGUCACUAGACAGUGGUAUCACACAUGGAACUGAUCAGCUGCGCGCACCAGACUAGCGCGCUUUGCUGCGAGUGAACCGCACCGGUGGCACAGCACGGGGACUCGCGCGCACACUCUCACUGUAUUGCUGUCAGUCAAAGACGAUCUACGUGACCUGAUCUGCUGUGGACUUUGAGUAUUUUUUUCUACUUUUCAUAUAUUUUUUAAAAUAAUUCUUAGCGGAGUGCAGCUCGGUGGAGAUGUCUCGACCUGCCCCAAUGAAUCCAACUUUUCUACCUCCAACACACGGAGUGCUGAAAUCUCUUCUGGAAAAUCCGAUGAAACUACCGCUCCGCCAUGAAGGUUUUGAGAAGGAGGAGAAAGCGAAGUCUCUGGAGGAGGAUAGCGCAGCCCCGCAGUCCGCUUUCCUGGGGCCCACUCUAUGGGACAAGACUGUGCCGUACGAUGACGACCACUUCCAGCUCGAGUACAUGGACCUGGAGGAGUUUCUGUCAGAGAACGGAAUCCCGUCGAACCCCGCUUUGCACGAACGGAGCAACCGGCACCAGCACCAGCAGCCCCCGGUCCUGCCGCCGCAGACUUCACCGUCGGUUGUCAACCUCAACCGAGCCACCAGCGCCGCCGCCAUGCCUCCCCACGGCUGCCUCCCCAACACAACGCAGUCAGUGCUGCCGCCUUCACGUAACACCCCCAGCCCCAUUGACCCCGACAGCAUCCACGUUUCCAUGAGCUACCACCCGGACCCGGCAGACCUGGCACUGUCCAGCGUGCCGGGCCAGGAGAUGUUCGACCCGCGCAAGCGCAAGUUUUCCGAGGAGGAGCUCAAGCCUCAGCCCAUGAUCAAGAAGGCUCGCAAAGUGUUCAUCCCCGAAGAGAUGAAAGAUGAAAAGUACUGGGCCCGGCGACGGAAGAACAACCUGGCGGCCAAGCGCUCGCGUGACGCCCGCCGCCUCAAGGAGAACCAGAUCGCUGUGCGCGCCAACUUCCUGGAGAAGGAGAACUCUGCCCUCAGACAGGAAGUGGCCGAGCUCCGGAAGGAAGUGGGGCGUUGUCAGAACGUCAUCGCCAAGUAUGCGGUCCAGCACGGGCCCCUGUGAAAGCCCUUGAGAGACCCCAUCCACCCUUCAUCUCCACACACACACACACACACACACACAAACACACACACACACACACACUGCUGAACUCUGACCUUUCAACCGUGACCCCACAACUCCCCUUCCUCACAGUGUGUUCGGCAGGGCUUUGUAGGAAAUGAUGUGAGAGACCCAAACCCUCCUCUGAUGGUCAGCACGCACUCAGACUGACGGGCACACCAGCACCGCGGCACUCUCGGCAGUCCUCAUCCGCCAGAGAGCAGCACUCACUCUGGGAUCCGCCUGCCUUUGAUCCGGCCCGGACGUGGUCAGCGUCCGGCCCCAAUCCGCUCCUGAACAUGUCUGCUCUGUGCUCUGACCCUUGAGCUGCAAACAGACCACAAGAUCUUUAAAGGUGCCAUGUGUAAAUUACUAGCCACAGCCCGACAGGUGUAUACUCUUUGGUUCAAGUACGCCCACAAGCAGUGUGAGUGCCUGCAUACCGCCUCCCAUUGCCAAAACUGGU
Alosa sapidissima (American shad) is the source of this 1824-nucleotide messenger RNA. It is a transcript of the gene hlfb, whose product is annotated as HLF transcription factor, PAR bZIP family member b. Gene Ontology annotation, cellular component: nucleus. Lineage: Eukaryota; Metazoa; Chordata; Actinopteri; Clupeiformes; Clupeidae. Gene Ontology annotation, biological process: regulation of transcription by RNA polymerase II. The record is from RefSeq and is a predicted model, not a curated record. Gene Ontology annotation, molecular function: DNA-binding transcription factor activity, RNA polymerase II-specific; RNA polymerase II cis-regulatory region sequence-specific DNA binding. The coding region runs from base 462 to 1319 and encodes 285 amino acids. The transcript is spliced from 4 exons.